Chenopodium quinoa (quinoa) is the source of this 2637-nucleotide messenger RNA. Its product is annotated as probable DNA-directed RNA polymerase. Gene Ontology annotation, biological process: mitochondrial transcription. Bases 1 to 2637 code for a protein of 878 amino acids. The record is from RefSeq and is a predicted model, not a curated record. Gene Ontology annotation, cellular component: mitochondrial DNA-directed RNA polymerase complex. NCBI's taxonomy places the organism in Eukaryota, Viridiplantae, Streptophyta, Magnoliopsida, Caryophyllales, Amaranthaceae. The transcript has a single exon. Gene Ontology annotation, molecular function: DNA binding; DNA-directed RNA polymerase activity.
AUGUUCAUUAACAGCGAAUUACCUAGUGCUAAAGAGUAUCUUCAAGGUAAAUUUAAAGUGGAUAAGAGUAGUGAUACACCUUCAAGGAUUAAGAUCAUCCCUAAAUCAAAUGAUGAUAAUGCAAAUGAUGAUAAUGCAAAAGGUUAUAAGAAUAUACUUUCUCCUGAAGAUAUGGAGAUGCUUUCUGUUUUUGGACCUUAUACCAUUGAAUGGAUUUUAAUUAAUGUUUUAAGUAGUUUGUUCAGCAUUGAAAGUAGUGUAAGGUGUGCUAGUGUUAUCGAAAGGAUUGAAUCUCUGGUUCGUCAUAACGGUAAUAAAAUGAUGGAAAAAGCUGCCAAUAAAAAGAAAUCAAAAAAUCUUAUAAGUUAUCCUUUUGGUACUGCUUUGAUCGAAUUUUUGAUUGAACGAGGUCUGAUAGACCUUAAGGUUUUGGAUACUUCAGUUAAAAAUAAUACCGAUGUAAAAAAAAAGAAGGGUUAUCACUAUCGUUCCAGCGGUGUCUACGUUGAGUGUAAAUUCGACACUUCUCUUCUUCCAAUAAAACUCCAUCUACCAAUGGUGUAUAAGCCCAAACAAUGGGGAAUUGUUGAAUCAAAAAGCGAUAAUUCCCGAUUAUUGAGCAUAUUUUGUUUAUCGGGUGGGUACUUAAAUAGUACAGAAACGAAUGAGGGGUACAAUCUUUUAUCAUCGGGGGACUUAUCGAAUUUCUUUCUUUUUUUUGGUAAUAAAAAUGACAAAAACACCCAUUCCAAGGCUCAUAACCUUUGCGAAGUUAUGAAUAAACUGCAAAAUCAAAAAUUUCUAAUUAAUGAAGACUAUCUCAAUUUUAUUGAAAGAAACGAUGAUUUAUUGGUUUCUCGUGGGUUUCUGAUGCCGGAAUUUCUUCUCAAAAUUAAUACCAAUGAAAUAAUUGAUAGAGUACGACGGGUGUACCUGGAAGAGAGUCAAAGUUUUCAUAACUCCGUAAGCUUAGAAGCUGUCAUGCAGAUUUUGUAUACUAACAUCCAACGAGCUCGUUAUGAGCGAACCAUUCUAGAAAUGGCCUCAGCCUACGCUGGUUAUACAUUUUAUAUACCGGCAUUUCUUGACUUCCGUGGUCGAAUCUAUCGUAGUGGAAUCUUGCAUUUCCACGAGCGUGAUCUCGCACGGAGUCUUAUUCUCUUUGAUGCUAAAGAAUUUAUAAAUAAUUCUCAGUUUGUACUAGCACCUCAUGUAAUACAGGAAAUGCUUUAUUAUUAUCGAGCUGCUGGUGGGUUCCAUUAUAAGUCUUUCUCGACAAACCCUAUUGAUUCGGCUAACAUGUUUUUUACAGAUGUAGAAAAAUGUGUUAUUGAGGAGGUGGGUGAUAUUCAAAAAGACUCUUGUAGAGAGGAUGGUUUUUGUUAUGAUUCUGCUAUUGUUAUCACAAGCGCUAAAGCUAAAAACCCUUUUCAGUGGAUGAUGUUUUUGUGGGGUAUUUUUAAUAAAUCAGAAGAUUCUAAUUUUAUAUGCGGAGUGCCUAUUACCCAAGAUGCUUCGGCUAGUGCCUACCAAAUAAUGGCUUAUUUGCUGUUGAAUGAACCUAUGGCUAAAAGAACGAAUCUUAUAACCGACCCUGAGAAGCCAGACUCCAUAGCUGAUGUUUAUUCUGUUAUUAUGGAUGAUUUAAAGUCCUUCCUUAAUAAGGAAGAUCUUCCUGAUUCCGUCAAAGAAUUAUACAAUGAGUAUAUUGAUCGCAAAUUGGUAAAAAGUAUUUUUAUGCCUAUUAUCUACGGAAAGACUGAAAUGAGUACGGCGGGUAAUAUUAAAGCGGCGUUGAAGCCGUACUUUUAUCCCGCUUACAAAGAAAGCGCUGUGUUGGCCUCCCUCUGCUUCAAGUUUUGGAGGGAAUAUUACAAGGAAAUGGAUCAUUUGAUCCGUUUGAUUCGCCUUAUAGGUUGGUUUGCUUCUACCUGCGAUAGCCAUGUUGUCUACGAUACUCAAUUCUUUUCCACCUGCCAGGAUUUUUUGGUUAAGGAUUCCCAUAUCAUUUGGGUUUAUGACAAAAUAAGAAAGAAGAAACGUAUGGUUACUCUUAGACUCUCUUCUGACAAGAGAGAUCGUAAGAAGACUGAAGUGUCUACUUUCGUGAAUUUCAUCCAUCAAAAAGAUGCUUUAAUAGCUAUGAAGGUGGUUUUAAAUAUGCAAGGUCUAAAUGCUCCUAUUUACACCGUACAUGAGAAUUUUAUUAGUAAUGUCUACUUUUGCCAACUCUUACCGCGAAUAUACCAGACUGUAUUUACAAGCCUGGGUCCACCCCUGAGAUUCAUUAAUAAUUUUUUUAAUUCUAAUAUUAUUAGACUCGCUUUACAGAAUGGUCUUGAUAAAAACAAACUUGGGGUGAAUAUCGAACAAUUCCCCUAUAUAGUUUUAACUGAAGAGUGUAUAGAUACUUUAUUUAAUUGUAUUUUACCUGAAACCUUUAAAAACAAGAAAGAGAAGCUUAAAGUGUGGAAUGCCAACGUCUCUCGUUUUAAAACGUACUACUUUGGCUAUGUGCGCACUGUGUGCUGUGAGGAUCCAAGGAGUGGCUCUGUGGAUAUGAAAUGGGAUAAUCAUGAGAUUAAAUGGGAGCAAUUUAUGAGUAAGAUCGACGGGCAGUAUUGUGUGCAUUAUUAA